Messenger RNA from Staurois parvus, 274 nucleotides. NCBI's taxonomy places the organism in Eukaryota, Metazoa, Chordata, Amphibia, Anura, Ranidae. The record is from the annotation of a GenBank genome assembly.
UGCUCCCCAUUAAGGAUUGGCACCUUUGGGAGGCAGGUACCCGAAUUUGACAGGUACCCGCUCCCACUUCUGUGGAAGGUGUCCUCCCUCAUACCCUGUAGUCUUUUGGGACAUGUGACAGGUCCCAGAAGACUACAGGACCAUUCAUGAAGCGCAGAGCUACUCGCGCAUGCGCAGUGGGCACCCGGCUGUGAAGCUGCAAGCUGUUACAGCCAGGUAACCACACUGAAGAUAACGGCCUCCUGGAAUACAGGACGGCUGGUGAAACGGGCUG